Messenger RNA from Erpetoichthys calabaricus (reedfish), 2956 nucleotides. RefSeq names its product gastrula zinc finger protein xFG20-1-like. The transcript is spliced from 3 exons. NCBI's taxonomy places the organism in Eukaryota, Metazoa, Chordata, Cladistia, Polypteriformes, Polypteridae. Gene Ontology annotation, molecular function: RNA polymerase II cis-regulatory region sequence-specific DNA binding; DNA-binding transcription factor activity, RNA polymerase II-specific. The record is from RefSeq and is a predicted model, not a curated record. Gene Ontology annotation, biological process: regulation of transcription by RNA polymerase II. The coding region runs from base 162 to 1766 and encodes 534 amino acids.
UUCUGUCGGAAGCGUAGUAGAAAAGUCGGCUAUUAACUUCUGUUCAUCUAGUCUGCCCAGUUCGUAGUAAUGCAAACGUGCAACUAGUGGUGUUUGCUUGGCCAGACGUUCUAGGCAUUGGACGGGGUCUGCUCAUAAGAGAUUGUUGCAGCGAGUUAGAAAUGGACGACAGGGUCUCUGCAGGAGUGUUUAAAGAGCAGUUCGCUUUUCUGCGAGCGGCUAUAGAGAAUGUGCUAUGCGAGUUCACCGAUUCCGUCGACAAAAGUUUUGCUCAUUUUCAACUGGAGAUGUGCCGCAAAGAGAAGGAAAUCGAGAGCUUGAGGCUGCGCCUCGAGAUCUCACAGUCUGAAGUGAGAGCCGAACGGGGUCACGCGAGCCCGGCUCUCCGAGUGCUCACAAGAGGUCCCAACAAAGGGAAUGAGAGGGGCGUAGAGCGCACACCGGGGGUCCAGCUGCGGACACCAGUCAUCGGCAGGCAAGCAGGCUAUAAAGAGGGUGGCCAAGUGAAUCAAGAGCUGACAUUCGAGAAGAAACCGGGGGUGUUGAUCCCAGAUCGUCUCACCGGACAGAGUUCCAAGUCAGUCGGUUGGAUUCAGCGCGAAGACGAUGACACUGCAGCCCUCACAAAAACGUUUCCCAAGAGCUGUGAAGUUGGUGCUCCUGUUCGUCUGUCUCCUGAUUGCAAUGGUUCCAGAGACAAGUGGCCAUCAUAUGAGUGGAACAGAAAAGGCAGCAAAGCGGACAGUCAAGUUCCAACUGCCGAAGAGCUCCUUGACCACAAACUGAUGUUUAUUAAAGAGGAAGACCAAGAACAGUGUUCAAGUGACUUUAAUGUAGAACUCUAUGACCAGCAGGCACUGCAUCUCAAGGAAGAAGAUCCCGAACAAAGCACAGAGUUGGUGUUGAAACCCAGCGGACCUGACCAGUCUUUAAUCAGAACACACAGAGAGGAUGCAGUCUCUUCUGCAAGUGGGGUAAGAAAUGAAGAAGAAAGAGAGGCCUCCUCUGGAUUGUCAUUCUGUCAGAUCUCUCUUCAUAACGGUGCACGAUACAACCUUCAAGAACAUGGAAAUCAAAGCAGUUUGAAAAGUUCUCAAUCUGGGACUCCUAAUGUCCAGGGUUCAUUUUCACUUGGGUUUGCUCCGUCUCUCACAUGUACACUGGGGCUUGAGGCUGGUGAACCCCAGAAACGCCUCCUCUCUGCUCUUCAUUGUGGUGUUACAGAAGCUGUGACCUCGCCAAUGCCUACUCAGAACUGUGCAGAGAAGACGUGGCAUGACCAUGACGAGCAUGGGCUCAUGCAGAAUAACGGGGGACCCAAAAAAAAACUCUACAGUUGCCCUGAAUGUGGGAAAGGGUUCAGGUGGAAGAGUAAGCUGCGUGAACAUCAGACCAUGCACUUUGGGGAGAAGCCGUAUUUCUGUGCCGUGUGUGGAAAGCGAUUCAGUUACAAACGUAGCAUUCAGCGUCACCAGGUCCUGCAUACUGGGGAGAAAUGCCACCCAUGCCCAGAGUGUGGCAAGUUGUUUACCACUAAAGAGUAUGUUCAGAAGCACCAGAUUACUCACACUGGAGAGCAUCCUUAUCCAUGCACCCAGUGUGGGCGGAGGUUCAAAAGUAAGCCCAACCUCAAACAGCACCAGAGAAUUCAUGGCAUAGGGAAGUCCUACUGCUGCAGCAAAUGUGGGCGAACUUUCAAAUGGAAGUCGAGUCUCUCGGUUCAUCUGAAGGUUCAUUCUGCAGAAGUGAGUGAAGCAGCGCGGUAGCGAGUAAUGCCGUAUGAGGCCACCCUGUAUCCGUGCGACUUGAUGUGAUUUGUCAUCCAAGGUGAUGGAGGCGAUCGACCCAAAUCAGGAUGGUACAACAGCUCCGUGAUCACUUCAUUUAUCAGCUGCCUCUCUCUGUCUCUGGAAAUUGGACUCAGCAUCUGGGUACUGAGAAUUUUCAUAGAUAAUGGACGUGAAUUCUUAAGUGAUGUAGAACACAUUUUUUCUUUGUACUGUAAUUUGUAUUUAACGGAGUAUUUUAAAGUAAUUAACAGCUGUUUCUUUCAGUAGCACCUUAAGAACAUCGAAGCCCAACAUCAUAAAUGUUUAUCUCCUUUUUCACUCAUUGUUGGUCACACCACCUUUUCGGUUAAACAAAACUCCUCAACCAUUCCAGUACUAGAGGUAGUAGUAGUAGCAGUGAUGUCAUGUAUAUAGUGAUGUAUGUCAAGCCACCAUGGAACACCUCACAGAUGUCGACGAGAAUAUAUUUAAAAACACUCCACGGACAAAAAGUGAGAUUAAAAUCCCAAAUUGUGUCUACAUCUGUAAUGGCUCCUUUAAUCCAAUUAUUGUUCCUUUUAAUCACUGACAGGCAAAAGCGCUAUAUAAAUGUAAUGAAUUAUUAUCUUGAGUGUUAUGAAAAAUGUAAAUGUUUUUGUAAAAGGUGAGGGUUCAGUGCUCAACAUUUUAUUACAUAUUGGAAGGAAUCCAUUCAUUUUCUGAAUUGGUUUGAAUUUCAUGAAUGGUGUUUGUUUACCUGCGGUGGGCUGGCUGCCUUGUGCCCUGUGUUAGCUGGGAUUGGCUCCAGCAGACCCCCGUGACCCUGUAGUUAGGAUAUAGCGGGUUGGAUAAUGGAUGGAUGGUUGGUCAGAGGCUGCUGUACAUUUUGCAGAUUAUGUUGGCAGAACCCUAAUUUGUGUGCUCAGAUGCCCAACCCCCGUGCCUACUUCUGUCAUAGUUGCCAUGGCAACACGAACUUCAGCUGUACGUUUUGAGAAAAUGUGUUCUUCACACCAAGUCCGCUAUUCUGUCCUCCGAGCAAAUGGAAAUCAGCCGAACGAGCGGACUGUGUCUCACUUUCAGUUGAGCAGAGGUUGAAGCGUACGUUCAGUGGGCUUUUCAUCUGUCAACCUAAAGGCUGUCGCAGUUUUAAUUUAUUUGAUAGCAUCUUUGGAAAGACAUCUUAU